ACACGCGCACACACGCACACACACUCCCACACAGAGACAGUUACAAGCUCCAGUUGUUCAGUCACAUGUCAUCCCCCUCCAACAACAAACACACACACAUACAUACACACAACUUAUUGCAGUCCUUUGCAAAAAGUUGACAUGCUCUUACACACAUUCGGUGCAACUCUACUCCUUUCUCUCUCUGGGCCUGCAGCAUAGAAAAUAACCAUGUCGUCUUCGGAGACUCGGAGCGCUUUGCCAACAGGCCGUGGGGUUAUCCGCACCAUGCCCGACCGCCUCUUCAUCGCCGAGAUGGUGUUUGGGGGUCUGGUGUGGAUGCUGCUGAUCUCCCCCGGGUCCCACUCGGCCCCGGUGCUGUGUUGGGUCAUGUUCUGCUCCAUCACCUGCUUCCUGGUCUCCACCAUCUGGCUCUGCGUCUUCUGCUGCGGAGCCAACGCGAGCAGAAUCUGGCUCAAACUGGAUGUUGUGUAUCAUGUCCUGGCUACACUUAUGUAUCUGAGUGCCUCCAUUUGUUUAGCUGUCAUGACCAACGCUCUGUCUGAACACAAGCACAUGAACUGGGUGGGGCCUAGCGUUGUGGCUGUUCUCUACAAGUACUUCAUCGCUGCUACGAUACUGGCCUUCUUCACAACCCUCCUCUAUUUCAUUCAUGCCAUCUACUCUGUGAUGAGAAGCAGAAGAGCUCCAUAUACGGCGAUAUAAACACAUGCAGCCAUCAGUGUUAUUGUAUGUAGGCCUAGCCUAGGCUACUGCUAUGGUUGUCAUUAUUCCUGUUGACAAUACAGUAUCUCUGUCAAAACCAAAACAAAAAGGAAACAUUCUUGUCAUAGCCUGUACUCAAAAUAAUGUAUCACAUCUGUAUCUGUCCUUUCAAAAACAAAACCUGCACAGUAUUGUUGACAAUAUGCUAUAGUUGUAAUAAUUGUAUGAUUGCCGACAAGAUAGAACAUGUAUGAAUUAAUAAUUGAUAAUAAUAAUAAUGAAUAAAUGACUGAAAAUAA
Alosa sapidissima (American shad) is the source of this 1004-nucleotide messenger RNA. Its product is annotated as myelin and lymphocyte protein-like. Lineage: Eukaryota; Metazoa; Chordata; Actinopteri; Clupeiformes; Clupeidae. The record is from RefSeq and is a predicted model, not a curated record. Gene Ontology annotation, molecular function: structural constituent of myelin sheath. The transcript is spliced from 5 exons. Gene Ontology annotation, biological process: myelination. Bases 211 to 705 code for a protein of 164 amino acids. Gene Ontology annotation, cellular component: membrane.